CACUUCCCCCGAAUUUUAUAUUUGCUGGAGGGCGGCCAAGAACGUGAACUGCUCUCCCAACCCCGUUACUCUGUUUAUAUUAUAUAAUAAGGUCGAAGAUUUUUUUCUUUUUUUUCUGUUGCUGUCGUUUUAAUAUUGUUGGUGGCGAGGAUUUUUGGUUAUUUUUAAUUCCGGUGUAUGGUAUUCCGGGAUGCCGACGCCGGUUAGCAGCGCGCGGCAGUGCCUGGCGAGCGAGGCCGCGGCCGCGCUCGACGACGCCGUCGCCGUUGCCCGCCGCCGCACCCACCCCCAGACCACCUCCCUCCACCUCGUAUAUGCCCUCCUAUCCUCCUCCUCCUCCUCCUCCUCCCCUCCCUCCUCCAUCCUCCGCGACGCCCUCUCCCGUGCCCGGAGCUCCGCGUAUUCCCCACGGUUGCAGUUUAAAGCGCUGGAGCUCUGUUUCGGGGUCGCUCUGGAUAGGCUGCCGUCGUCGUCGUCGCACCACCACCAGCAGGCGGCGCAGGCGGAGGAGCCACCGGUAUCGAACUCGCUGAUGGCGGCCAUCAAGCGCUCGCAGGCCAAUCAACGCCGGAAUCCGGACACGUUCCACCUCUACCAGCAGCAGCAGCAGGGGUCGUCGUCGUUUUCCGGCGUGAAGGUGGAGCUGCAGCAGCUGGUGCUUGCCAUCCUCGACGACCCGGUCGUCAGCCGGGUCUUCGGUGAGGCCGGGUUCCGGAACUGCGACAUCAAGCUCGCCGUCCUCCGCCCCCCGCUGCCCAUCCUCCGCUUCCCCCGCGCAGCCCGCUGCCCGCCGCUCUUUUUAUGCAACUUUUCGGCUGCGGACGACUUCGAUGCGCUCCCUGUGCCGCGGGGCUUCACGUUCCCCUUCUCCGCCUCCGAUGGUGGCGACGAGAAUUGCCGGAGGAUCGGCAAGGUGCUCGCCCGGAGGAGCAGCCGGAAUCCGAUGCUGGUCGGCGUCAGCGCUGGCGAGGCCGCCCAGGACUUUGCUCGAGCGGUGGAGCGCCAGAAUUGGGAUGUUCUGCCUACGGAGCUGCGAGGGCUGAGGCUCGUUAGCAUCGAGAGGGAGGUCUCCGAGCUCGGCAAGAGCGGUGACGGCCGGUCGUGGAUCGGCGCCCGGUUGGAGGAGCUGGGCCAGCAGGCGGAGGAGCCCGGGGUGGUUUUGAGCAUCGGGGAUUUGAAGGGGAUGGUAGAAGGGGGUGAUGAUGUGGGGAGCUGCUUGGUUCCGGAGCUGACGAGGGUGCUGGAGCUUCUCCGGGAGAGGCUCUGGAUGAUGGGAUGGUCGGCGUCCUACGAGACUUACAUGAAGUUCUUGUCACGCUAUCCUCUGCUGGAUAAAGAUUGGGAUUGGCAGCUUCUACCGAUUACCACGGUCCGGCCGGGGAUGGGUGGAUCGCUUUCCAGGCCUCCCAGCUUAAUGGAUUCAUUUGUUCCAUUUGGAGGCCUUUUCCCUACGACAUAUGAGUCAAAGGGUCUCCUAAGCAGUCCAUACCCAACGGUACACCGCUGCCAGCAUUGUAAUGACAAAUGCAUGCAAGAAGUUGCUGCUGUUCUGAAGGGACAUUCAACUUCAACUGAAGAUCGGCACUCAGCAGAUGUGCCUGCUUGGGUGCAGAGAGCUAAUAUUUUUAGCAUAAAUGGUGGAUUAGAUGCAUCAAAGGCUCAAGAUGAUAAAACAGUGUUGAAUGUAAAAGUAAUGGAUUUGCAAAAGAAGUGGAAUGAUUAUUGCCAGUGCAUUCACCAGGGAUGCCAGAGGCUUGAGACCGGCAGUUACCAGGUGCCUGGAAACAUUGUUGGUCUUCCAUAUGUUUCUGGUAAGGAGAGAGUCAGUAACCAGGAUAGCAGCAAUCUUGAUUUAACUCAAAACCAAAACCAAGAAGGGUAUGGAAAUUCAUUUCCUAUGGUAGUGGGUUUGCAGAAGAUCGCUGCAGCUAGCCAGAGUUUGUCACUUUCUGUAAUUCCUGAACCCAAAAACGGGGAUUUGAUAUCUAGACUUCAGGUCAGACUAUCAAAAAGUGAACAAUUUCAGAGAGAGAUCUUCCAGUCUCACCAAGGUCCACAUUCAGAUUCAGGCAAUCAUGAUGAUCAUGCUUCACCUUCCUCUGUAACAUCUGUUAGGACAGAUUUGGUUUUGGGAACCCUUCAUGAGCCAACUUGUAAGGAUGAACAGCUUGCCAUUCAAAAACACACAAAUCAUUUGGACAGUUGCUCUGGGUGUUUGCCAUCCAAGAAAGUUGAUGAUUUCAGCAGAAAUGUUCCAGAGGUACUUGUUCAGUCUCAUUCUUGCUCUGCUGGUCCUGAUUUGCCGAAGAACAAUACACAUCCACUCAUGUGUAGUCCCUUACCUUCAAAGAGUGGUGGUGCACCUGCAUUUGACCAACAUUGUCUAGGUUCAUCCAAUAUGUGUCAAAAGUUUGAUCCAAGUAACUACAAAUCAUUCUGUGCUAGUCUUAUUGAUAAAGUUGGCCGACAGGAAGAAGCCCUGAGUGCUGUCAGUCAAACUAUAUUACACUGCAGAGCAGGUCAUGAAAGGCAUCGUGGUGCAAGCCUAAAAGGAGACAUUUGGCUCACUUUUCUUGGUCCUGAUAGCAUUGGAAAGAAGAAGGUAGCGGUGGCUCUUGCAGAAUUGAUCUACGGCAGCAAGGAAGACUUGAUCUGCAUUGAUCUAAGCUACCAAAAUGGCUUUACUUUUCCUAUUACUAUCUGUGACCAGCAAGAGGUCAAUGGGUGUGACACAAGGUUCAGAGGCAAGACAAGCGUCGAUCAUAUUGCUGGGGAGUUGAGCAAGAAGCCAUGGUCCGUUGUUUUCCUCAAAAAUGUGGAUAAGGCUGAUUUUCUAGUUCAGAAGAGCUUAUCCCAGGCUAUUCAAACUGGAAAAUUUCCUGAUUCUCAUGGAAGGGAAUUUGGCAUUAGCAAUGCCAUUUUUGUGAUGACUGCAACGGAGGCCCAGGGUCAGGCCUUUUCCCAAAGGACAGAUUCUGUUAAAUUCUCAGAGGAAAGUAUUCUUGCAGCUCAGAGUUGGCAGAUGAAGAUCUUGAUACAGCAUGUUUCGGAGGCUGCCAGCUGCAAUCCAAAUGUUAAUGUGUUGAUUGCUUCAAGGCAAAAUUCUAGGAAUAUGCGAGCAUCUUUAUCCUCGGUUUUCGUAAGUAAACGUAAGCUGGGUGUUUCUGAUGACUUCAAAAAGCAGCAUGAAUCCUUGGGGACUGCAAAACGGGCACACAGGACAUCAAACACAUUCCUAGACUUGAAUCUGCCAGUAGAAGAGGCCGAGUUAAAUGACGCAGAGAGUAGCAGCAGUAGUGAAAAUAGCUCUACAUCAGAGAAUACAGAGGCAUGGGUGAAGGAUUUCUUCAGUGCAGUGGAUGCAAUUGUGAAUUUCAAGCCUUAUGAUUUUGAUGCCCUUGCUGAUAGUAUAUUAAAGGAAAUCAGUAAGAGCUUCCUUGACACAAUUGGCUCUGAGUAUAUGCUGGAGAUUGAUGUGAAGGUAAUGGAGCAGAUACUUGCAGCUGCAUGGCUAUCGGAUGCUAGACAAGCUCUAGAUGUUUGGAUUGAACAAGUGCUCAGCAGGAGCUUCAUUGAGUUGAGGGAAAGAUUCAAGCUCCCGACUCAAACUGUAGUCAGACUUGUUGCUUGUGAGGAUUUAGCUAUAGGGGAGCAUGCACCUGGGGUCCUCCUUCCCUCAAGAAUUUGUCUAAACUGAUAAGUUUAAAGAUUGUUGUAAUUAGAUGUAUAAUUCAGUGUCUAGCAUUUCUCUGUGAAAUAAUAUUGUCCUGUUAAUCCCAUUUGUUUUUUCCUGGUUUUGUCAGUCUAGUGCUUGUAAAUUGAAUGUUCUGCAGUUUGCAAAUCUGCUGGUCCCAUUAUAUGUCUUGAGUCAGCAGAAUCUCAUCUUUUAUUCUUCUUUUGCCGUGAAACUAUUAUAACAGUGUCAAUCCAAUUAUAUUUUCUUAAAUUUUGUAAUCA
This is a messenger RNA of Elaeis guineensis (African oil palm), 3957 nucleotides long. Its product is annotated as protein DWARF 53. Gene Ontology annotation, molecular function: ATP hydrolysis activity; ATP binding. The record is from RefSeq and is a predicted model, not a curated record. Lineage: Eukaryota; Viridiplantae; Streptophyta; Magnoliopsida; Arecales; Arecaceae.